UGAGUUCACUCGUGACUACAGGUUAACGACAAUUACACUAGUCAUGAAGCUGAUAAUUCUUGGUGUCGCGGUAGCCAUUUUGGCGACGUGCGAGGGAGUAACCUUCACUAGAUGUCAGUUAGUGCACCAACUGAGGAAACAUGGAUUUCCAGAAGCGAAAAUGAGGGAUUGGGUUUGUCUGGUAGAGAACGAGAGCAGCCGGACUACAAGUAAAGUGGGACCUGUGAACAGCAACAGAUCCCGCGACUACGGCCUGUUCCAGAUUAACGACAAGUACUGGUGCAGCAACACCAAAACACCUGGCAAAGACUGCAACGUCACUUGCGCUGAUCUUUUAACCGACGAUAUAACAAAAGCGGCAAGUUGUGCGAAGAAAAUCUUCCAACGGCACGGCUUCAACGCGUGGUACGGAUGGAAGAACCAUUGCCAGGGCGCUCUGCCUGACAUCUCCAAGUGUUAGAGAAUUAGAGAGAGAUCAUAUUCAAUAGAAAUAAGAACGUAUUA
Molecule: messenger RNA, 504 nt
Organism: Aricia agestis (brown argus)
Lineage: Eukaryota; Metazoa; Arthropoda; Insecta; Lepidoptera; Lycaenidae
Gene: Lzm
Product: lysozyme-like
Exons: 3
Coding region: 44-460 (138 amino acids)
Molecular function (GO): lysozyme activity
Source: RefSeq, a predicted model, not a curated record